AUGCCGCCGCCACAUAUGCGACAGGAAAGAUCACCACUCAAACAGUUCGGCCCGUGGUCCGAACAGAUCAGCUCUGGCAACAAAAAGUACUACUACAACAAUGACACUGGGGUUUUCUUUUUCAUUUAUGUCUUAAGCUUUUUUUUAUUUUGAAAUAAAAAAUUUAGCGAUUUGAGGUCUCGCAAUGGAUUAAGCCCAAAGAGUGGAAGGAACACGAGCAACGCCUAGCUGAACAGUUCCGCAAGUCUCAGGUUACUUGAAAUUCUUCAAUAUAGUGAAUUUGAGAGAAUUUUCCCUUUCAAGUCUGAUUUUUCCCACUUUUAAUCCUAGAACUUCGGCAGUCCUAUGAUGAAUAUGCCGUUUUGGCCAAUACCGCCUCCUUAUUAUCAAAACUCGUUUGGACCGCCCCCUCCUAAUUAUCCACCGCCUCCCGGUCUGCGGUUUUUCCAUUCAUUACUUGUUUCACUUCAAAGACUUUCUUUAAAAAAAGUUAUUUUUGCAGGACCACCAUAUUUCGGAAACUAUUGCCCAACGCCUACUCACCGACCCUUCAGAAACUCGUCAGUUUUCCGAAUUUGGACCUGAUAUUUGAAUUCCAAUCUUGAUUUUAGCGGUUCUCGGUUUCCACGACAUGAUCCUGUCCGUUCCAACGAAAAUGUCGGGAAUUCUACGUUUCCUUUCGCAAUCGCCCCUCCUCCUCCUCCGGUUGUCAGUUUUUUUCCCAUACUCCCAGAAUUUUCCAUCGAAUCUGUUUUGUUUGCAGCGACACGGAGAAAUUGCAAGAUCUUAUCAUUUUUCCCGCUUCUCGCACAGAAAUACCUUUCUUUUCUGAGUGUUCCUGUACAAAAUGUUCCCACUAUUUAAUCCGAACUUUAUUUAUUUUUCAUGCCGAAAAACUCUCUGUUGAACGAUCUCCUGAUAGUAUCAAUCUGUACACAAUUCUGAAUUUCGAGGAAAAAAUUCUCAAGUUUUUACCAUCUCUUUUUUACUGAGAAUUCAAGACGUCCAACCAGGACUUUUCUUGAUUUUUUAGCUUCUUCAUUCAGUACCAAAAAUGUGCUCCUUUUAGAAAAUAUCAAACUUCCGAGUAAAAAGGCUUUUUUGGGAAUAUUUUAGAAAAAAUCACUUUUUAGGAGUUGCAGCCACCUCCGCCUGUGACUCAUAAAGAACCUUUGAGGUUCGUCAGAAAAUUUUAAAUAUUUCUAUUAUUUUUUUUUUGAGGUCAAUACCUGAGAACACGAAAAGUAGGAGCAAUCGUCAGGUGGAUUUCUGUCUAUUUUUCCAUCAGGAGAGCUUGAAUUUUAGAAAGGCAGCUCUACUUCUAAGAACGAGAUGAACAGCUCAGCAUCGGAGAAAAGCAACGCGAAACCUUGUUCGAAGUUUCUUUCUCCAAUUUAUUCUCUUAAUGAUAAUUUUUUUUUGAAGACAAUCGAUUUCUGUUACGAAAUCGACUUUUUCGAAUAAGGAGAUGCUGAAUUCGGAAAUGGUUAUCAUAUAACGAUAACUGAUCGUGAAAAUAUAAAUCUCAGGAAACGUCGAAAUCUUCCGCGGCUCCGUCGGCUGCUCCUCCGUUGCCCAUUCAUCUCGCUAUCAGAGCUCAGUUUCCGGAAUUUUACGAAAAAAGACGAGGUUUUCUUCACAGAUUAUUUUAUUUCAAAACUCGUUUUCAGUGGCCAAGAAAACUGCGCCUAUACCAAAAGAGCUCUGGAGCAAAAUGAAAAGACUUGCUGAACCGGCCCUUGCCGCCCCGAAACUCAAGAAGUUGGGAUUAUUGGAGAUGGAAAAGAGUAAGAGUGUAAGUUUUCCGUGAAACGACUGUUCAAAACUCGAAAAAUGACUUUCCCAUUGAAUUUUUUGGAGAAUCCAACUCGAUAUCUUUCACCUUAUAUGCCGUGGUCGAAGUACUUCCGUGAAAAGCGAAAUUAUCUCUAACUCUCCAAAAUUCAGUUGUCUUUUUCUUCGUCUAACGGCCAUUUUAAAUUUCGCCAAAUAACUUUGUACACGGCUAUAAUAAGUCUGAACGCAGUUUUUCUAUGAUUUCCUGAAAGUUCAUAAGGAUUUUUUGAGUUUUAAAAAAGUGCUCUUUUCAUCUCUCCUGCUGAGAUAUUUUUUUAUUUUUAUUGUGAAGGAACUUGCUGACAAUUUUUUUACAACCAGACAAUUUUUUUACAAAUUAAAAAAAUGAAAAUGAAACAUCAACGGUUCCUGAGUCAUCACAAGAAAAUUAAUAUUAAAUUUCUUUUUUUCUGUUUUUCAAGAAGUUGAUGGUUCUGAAAAACUAUUGACAAUCAUUGUACGUUUUUUUUUCUGAAAAAAAUCGCGUUAUUUCGCUUUGUCAUAGAAUUGAGAAUGUUCAAUUGUAUUAUCUGUGUUUGUUUGGUUUGGCGUGAGAUAGUGAUACAAAGGCGCGUGAGUGGAUAAUUGAAUUGUAAAAAAAAAACUUGCAAACAAAUUAGAAAUUUUUUGAAAGUCACGAGAGUUAUUCAUUCAAUUAUUUUCUCGAAGAUCAAACAGCCAUAUUUCCGAUGUUUUCGCGCUGACGAGAACAUUUCUAUCGGAUUGCAUGGUUUUUUUUUUCAGAUUUCUAGACGAGAAGCCGAGAGAGCUCUCCAGAGAAAAAGCAACAAACGCGAGAUAUCGUUCAUCGACUAUGAGAAACGUCUGGCUGAAUCGAAACUCCGCAGCUUGCGGGUAAGUCCAUUAUUGGCCUUUUAAGCAAAUGAGAAAUGGACUGACAUUUUUUUCAUAAAUGUCUUCGACGGUGUUUUCCAGCAUACAACUUUGUGGCUGAAAGGCAAAGUCUCGGACGUUCAAAAGAUUGGCGCCGCGGAAGCCUACCGCCCGGCGUUCUUCGGAAUCUCCGCAUACUCUCCUCCGCCAGACGACUUCCUCGUUUCUCCUGCCUUGAAGAAACCAAAUCCAGGGCCAAGCAAAUAA
Messenger RNA from Caenorhabditis auriculariae, 2937 nucleotides. NCBI's taxonomy places the organism in Eukaryota, Metazoa, Nematoda, Chromadorea, Rhabditida, Rhabditidae. The record is from the annotation of a GenBank genome assembly.